Messenger RNA from Bombina bombina (fire-bellied toad), 4223 nucleotides. Its product is annotated as transcriptional enhancer factor TEF-1. NCBI's taxonomy places the organism in Eukaryota, Metazoa, Chordata, Amphibia, Anura, Bombinatoridae. The coding region runs from base 626 to 1930 and encodes 434 amino acids. The transcript is spliced from 14 exons. Gene Ontology annotation, molecular function: RNA polymerase II cis-regulatory region sequence-specific DNA binding; DNA-binding transcription factor activity, RNA polymerase II-specific. Gene Ontology annotation, biological process: regulation of transcription by RNA polymerase II; embryonic organ development; hippo signaling. The record is from RefSeq and is a predicted model, not a curated record. Gene Ontology annotation, cellular component: transcription regulator complex.
UCAUUCCUCUCUUUCAUUCCAGAGAUUCCUCUGAAAAGCUGUCACCUUUCCAAAAUACCAAGCCUGCUUCCCAACCAGCACCAACAACAACAGCGACUAUACUAUCAGUGGCAGUGCCAGCUGAGCCUCCUCAUCCUCACCUGACCUUCAUCAGACAAGAGGAGGGGGGCAGAGACAAUCCUACUCCGGGCUGCCCAAAAGAAAAAAAAAAAAAAAUACAAGUCUUUCCCAACAAAGUGCUGACCAGAUCUGCCUCCUCUUUCCCCCCAUUCAGUGCCUACUCCUGGUCCCCAGAUACAUUAAACCAAUUGCUACAAAGAUAACAUUUCUUUAAAAAAAAAAAAAAAAAGUCCCAGACAUUUCAACUGUUCCAGAUUGGAACCAGCCUGGUGAUCGUGGUUUGGGAAAGACAGAAAAACUGGGAAAGAUUUUGGAGCAAGAUUGAAAGAAGGACCCACUGUGUUUGUGACCAGCAUUUUCCCUUUACGGAGAGUGACCUUCCCUAAUAUCAGCAUCAGCAAUUAGAGAAUAAUACAGGACCCAACAAAGAGGGUUUACUGUGUCCUCUCCCACGGGUUGAGGCUUGGAGGAGCCUCUCCUUUCCCUCCUGUACUCAACACUAAGCAUGGAUCCCAAUGGGUGGAGUGAAGCAGGUAGCCCUGCUGAAAGUACGGCUGAUUUGGGAGAUUCAAUGGAGAAAAGCCUGGACAAUGAUGCAGAAGGAGUGUGGAGUCCUGACAUUGAACAGAGCUUUCAGGAAGCCUUGGCAAUUUAUCCACCAUGUGGUAGACGCAAAAUUAUCUUAUCAGAUGAAGGAAAGAUGUAUGGUCGGAAUGAGUUAAUAGCCAGAUAUAUAAAGCUCCGGACAGGAAAGACGCGCACAAGAAAACAGGUCAGCAGCCACAUACAGGUGCUGGCACGAAGGAAAUCCCGCGAGAUCCAGUCCAAGCUAAAGGAUCAGGUAGCAAAAGAUAAAGCUCUUCAGAGUAUGGCAGCAAUGUCCUCAGCACAGCUGAUUUCAGCCACAGCAAUCCAGAACAAAUUGGGAGUACCCAGUAUAUCACAGACCCCAUUCCCAUCCACUCCAGGGUCCCCAGAUUUUUUCCAGUUUUGGCCGAGUGGAGCUGGUCAGCCCCGACCAACCCAGGAUGUUAAACCGUUUUCCCAGCCUCCAUAUCCCUUGCAGCCUGUUGCCCCCCCUCCUGCUGUACCAGGUUACAAUGUAGCUCCUGCCAGCCUUUCGCCUAUACCCACAGGCCCUGCAUGGCAAGGCCGCUCUAUUGGAACUCCAAAACUGAGGCUUGUGGAAUUCUUAGCUUUUAUGGAUCAGCAAGGUGAACCUGAUGCAUACAACAAGCACCUCUAUGUGCAUAUUAGCCAGUGUAAUCCUUCCUAUAGCGAUGCGCUGCUGGAGUCUGUGGAUGUGCGUCAAAUAUACGACAAAUUCCCUGAGAAAAAGGGAGGGUUGAAAGAACUGUAUGAGAAGGGACCACCAAAUGCUUUCUUCCUUGUCAAGUUCUGGGCGGACCUUAACACAAGCAUCCAGGAUGAACCUGGAGUUUUCUAUGGUGUAAGCAGCCAGUAUGAAAGCCCUGAAAAUAUGACCAUCACCUGUUCUUCCAAAGUCUGUUCCUUCGGAAAGCAAGUGGUGGAGAAAGUUGAGACAGAGUAUGCCAGGUUUGAAAAUGGCCGUUUUCUGUACCGCAUCCAUCGCUCACCGAUGUGUGAAUAUCUCAUAAACUUCAUCCACAAGCUUAAACAGCUUCCUGAGAAAUACAUGAUGAACAGUGUAUUAGAAAACUUCACUAUUCUCCAGGUGGUUACAAAUCGAGACACCCAAGAAUUACUUCUCUGCAUAGCUUACGUCUUUGAAGUGUCAACCAGUGAACACGGUGCUCAGCAUCACAUCUAUCGGCUGGUGAAAGACUGAGUACAAAGGCAGCUCUCCCUUCCCCUCAGCUUGGUCACGUAGGACUGGUUGUUUAAGACACGUGCAAAAGUGGAGGCAUCUCGCAUUCUCCCGAAGCUUCUGGACCCUUUUUUGGAAAGGAGGCAAAUAAAAAAAACAAAAUGGGGAAUGGGACCCUUUAAUGGAUGCAAGGACAGGGGGAAGGGACACAAAACCACAAAGACCUCACCCUAACAGAACCUUCUCUGUGUUAUGUUUUUGAGCCAAAAGGAUUAUAUAUAAAUUUAUAUAUAUAUAUAUAUAUGUUUGUGUGUGUGAAACCAUUUCCAAACCUGGGAAAUCAUGUAGAAGCCACAGCUGUCAUAAGUUGUUUUUUUCUGUUUUAUUUUUGUUAAUAUUAUUAUAUAUAUAUUUUUUUUUACAUUUUAUUUGCUGCCAAGUUUUUAAAUUCACGGUACGGCACCAAAAUUAAAAAUAGGAAGAGAAGGAAUUGGUAGGAUAUUACCAGAGUUGUCCACUUCUUUUCCUGAGUCUAGCUCCUUGGACCCUACUGAAAUGUAUUGCCUGCACUUUCCAUGGUAGAAUAUUUCUAGCUGUAAUUACUGUUCUGUAGCCAACAGAUUGGGUUUCUAGAAGUAGGCUUGCACAGUAUUGUACACUGGUUCACUUUACGCUAGUUGUAACUAGUGUCCAGCUUUUUAAAAAAAUAGAUAUAUAAUGUUAAUUUAUCAGGGAGCAGAGGAAUGUUGAUUUUACUGUGCGUUUGGUUUGAUGCACCCGUUAAAUAUGACAAAUGCAGAACCAUAAGGGUGCACAUAAAGUUCAUUACAGACAUUUUAUUUGUGUGGUUAAUAUCACGACGGUGGACAUAUAUUUUUGAAGGAUCAUGCAGCUUGAUUGUGAAGGGCCAAAAAUAGGAAAAGAUUAUUUUUGGGUCUAUUGUAAAGUAUUUUUAAUGAAAGAAAGACUUGCCAGUUCACCAAUGGAGUGUUCUGCAUGCUUCCCCUUGUUUUUAAUUAAACAGAAACCAGGGUUUCCACUUCCUGUUGAUGUCAGUGUGGCACUUCACAUUUCUCUGAAAAGGAGCCAAGAACAAGAUAACAGUAGUUGAGACGAUUGCUGAAGAAUUUUGGUCUGGAUGCGUUGGACUCUUUAAAGUAUGAUUUAAAAAGUAUAUUUAGUGACUUGCACCCUCUUCUGUAACACAUUCAGUGCCUAAAGGAAUGUGGUAAAAAGACAUAUAUUUUUUUGUAUUGAAAAGCCAAUGUGCUAAUGAGUGGAUUUGAAAUUAUAGUAUGAAAAUUAUAAUGAAAAAAGUGUACUUAACUGGCAGCCUGCUUAUCCUGCCUGUAGGAAAUCCCAGCACUCCUGAUGAUGCACGCAAUUAUUACCUGAACUUUGAUUUUAAUUAAAACUUAAUGAACAGAGAGAAGAUCAUUCUUAACACUGCUGUACGUUGGGUUUUGAGGGGAGGGGGGAAAAAAGGUGGGAUGCUAAAAUAUCACUGUUUCUAUUUUAGUUAUAUUUUUAUGAUCAUAAGAAUCAUAGCAAACCCUCAAAAUUGUCACAGUAUCAUGUGUUUGUGUGCCAUUUUACAUGGGCUUACAGAGCCAUAGAUAAUAUGAAACCCUGUUUAGUCAUUUUUUUGAUGUCAAAAGGACUUGCAUUGGAAACUAUUGUAGCUUUCCUUGACAGCAGAUUGGUCAAACCAAAGAAAUAAACUAUGCAUUUCCUGUGAGUUCUUAUUUGAUGCCGAAGUGCUGAAUGGUCCUAUUUUUCUUCUGUUUAAGUUCCAGAUAUUUAGGAAGUCUAAAAUGUCUGACUGUAGAACAACAAGGUAUUUGGCAUAGCUUCAGAAUUUCUAUUGUAAUCCUGUUUUUUUACUUCCAAGUUUACCUGACCAUUACAUUAUGCCAAUCUACAGUAUUUAAUAUAUGUCAAUUCAGAGUCCUCUAGUGUUUGGAAAUGUUACAAUAUGAAUAGAAGGAAAUAUGUGAUUAUGAAUGAAGUUGUAUAGGAGUAUUUGUAAGUGCCAAAAUAGAAACUUCUUUUUUUCUCUCCCGUAACGUGACUGAACAGAGGACAGUGCAAAUGAGAUUAACUUGAAAGCGGACUCAUUUUGACUUAUGAAACUGUUUCCCCUCCAUCUUCAAUAUCCAAAUAGAGAUUAAGAGACUGCAUAUGAUGCUAUAAACUCGGGGAAAUCCGUUGUACACAAAAAAAAAAAGCAAAACAAGUUGACUUCAGUGUAUACCAAUGUUUGUAUUGUGAACAAAACUUUCUUAGUAUAUAAAAUUAUUUUACAAAAACAUGA